Messenger RNA from Clunio marinus, 336 nucleotides. Lineage: Eukaryota; Metazoa; Arthropoda; Insecta; Diptera; Chironomidae. The record is from the annotation of a GenBank genome assembly.
AUGAGUUCAUCACCAAGACGGCUAUAUACAGAAACACUAUGGGGUGCCUGGCGCCUUACCUGCUUCGAUUCUUUCGUUUUCUCAAUAAGAAAACAACAUUUUUAUGAUCAAGUGACAUCUUGGGUUUGUGAUCAUGUUUAUCAGCACUUGCAAUCAUCUCAAGUGUCUGAUGCUGCUUUUCCAGGAUCUGGUCAACGUCGUUCAUUAAUGGAGUUAGCUGAAUUCCAUUCUCGUCUCAUUUAUUUCUCUACAAACAAACUUAUUGAUUUAUUCAUUUCUCUUCUAUAUUUUUUCGUGAGACCACAGAAACUUAGAUUGGGUUAUGGAGAAGUUUAA